This is a messenger RNA of Rhipicephalus sanguineus (brown dog tick), 1098 nucleotides long. Its product is annotated as putative nuclease HARBI1. Lineage: Eukaryota; Metazoa; Arthropoda; Arachnida; Ixodida; Ixodidae. Bases 1 to 1098 code for a protein of 365 amino acids. The transcript is spliced from 5 exons. The record is from RefSeq and is a predicted model, not a curated record.
AUGUUCCCUGUCCCGCCGUGCGCACGCCCAAAGAUAAUCGGCUACGUCGAGGAAGUUGUGCGUGCGGACUCAGAGGAAGAGUUUCGCAGGAACUUCAGCGUGUCAAGGGCUGUCGCUGCCGACCUGUACAACGACUUUGGUGCCUCUCCGAUGUACCCUCGGUAUGACAAUGGGGGAUCACCUGCAAAAACAGCCGAGGAGCAUGUCCUAGCGUUCCUGUGGUAUGCUGCAAAUAAAGCCUACAUCAGAGAUGUUGCCGGUCGCUUCGGGCUUGGUGAGACAACAGCCUUUAGACUCAUUGAGCGUGUGAUGGACUACCUUGUGGAAUUGGCUAAGACCGUGAUAGCCUUCCCUGACGACUUGCAGGGCCUGUCCACGAAGUUUGAGCAGUUGUCUGGAGUACCUGGCGUCAUUGGAUGCAUCGAUGGCAGUUACAUAAGCAUUCGCUGUCCUGCCACUAAGGUGCGAUCAACGUACAUCAAUCGGCACAAUUACAUCUCUAUGACACUACAGGGAGUCUGUGACCAUGAGAAAAGGUUUUUGGAUGUCACUGUUGGAAAUCCCAGUAAAAUUCAUGAUGCCAGGGUGUUUGAAAAUUCCCGUUUAGCAAAAAAGCUCCCUCAAGUUUGUGCCCCUGGAAAUUUUCAUGUCUUAGGCGACGCAGCGUAUCCCUUGCGUGAAUUCCUGUUGACCCCAUUCAGAGAUUAUGGCAGUCUCACGGAUCAACAGAAAAAAUUUAAUACAAGGUUCUCCGCAACAAGGGUGCGUAUUGAGAAUGCGUUUGCUGACCUAAAGGCUCGUUUCCGCCAGCUUCUGCAUCUAGACUUUUUCUUAGUUGAUAAGAUGAACAAGUUUAUGAUAUCAUGUGCUGUUUUGCACAACUUGUGCAUAACCGCAGGAGUUGGGGAUGUCCCUUCUGGCCUUGAUGAUAGCACUCCAAGUAGCCUGUGGGAAAAUCUUUCCCAAGAUGAUGCUGCUAGCUGUGGGCCACAAACAGCAAGCGAUAUAUUGCUGCGGAGAAAAGGCGAGCAAAAACGGGAGUGCGUUUUUUCAAAAAAUGCAGCUGCAAUAACAGUCUUAUAUCUUGAGCAGCACUGA